Molecule: messenger RNA, 835 nt
Organism: Micromonas pusilla CCMP1545
Lineage: Eukaryota; Viridiplantae; Chlorophyta; Mamiellophyceae; Mamiellales; Mamiellaceae
Exons: 1
Coding region: 271-657 (128 amino acids)
Biological process (GO): iron-sulfur cluster assembly
Cellular component (GO): mitochondrion; cytoplasm
Molecular function (GO): 2 iron, 2 sulfur cluster binding
Source: RefSeq, a predicted model, not a curated record
CGCGCGGUCAGGACGCGCGCGCGGUCGCACCGGAGAAGCGACGCGCGAGACCGAAACCCGCGGCGCGUCAGGAAGGACCGCGCCCGCGCGGAGAGAGGACCGCGCGUCGACCGCGAGCUCGCGCGCGGCGCGGCGCGGGGACGCCCCCGGGGCGCGCGGAGGGAGGGGCGCUCGGAGGGGGAGAUCUCGCUCGCGAGGAGCGCGGCGGACGGGACGCGCGCUCGAGGAGGAAGAGAAGAAGAGCGCGACGGCGGGGGUGACGCGGGCGGGAUGUCCGCGCUGAGAGAGGUCGCGAAGACCGCGCGUUCGCGGCGCGUUCGGAAGCAAGCCAUGGAGCUCACCGCCGCGGCGGCGUCGCGCAUCCGCGAGCUCCUGACGAAGCGCGAGAAGCAGUACCUCAAGAUCGGCGUUCGCACCAGAGGCUGCAACGGCAUGACGUACACGAUGAACUACGCGGACGAGAGCGACAAGGGGAAGUUCGACGAGGUCGUCACGCACGAGGAGAGCGGCGUGAAGGUGAUCAUAGACCCGGGGGCUUUGAUGCACGUGAUCGGAACGAAGAUGGACUUUGUCGAAGAUCGCCUCAGGAGCGAGUUCGUGUUUGAGAACCCGAACGCGAAGGGCGAGUGCGGGUGCGGGGAGUCGUUCAACGUGUAGAUACUGUAGUCAGUCGCGCGCGCGUCCGAGGACGCGGGCGGGGGAUAGGGGGAGGAGGCGAAAGGGGGCGGAGGCUGCGAGAUCUGCGGCCGCGUCGCGCCGCGCCGCCGAGGAAAAUUAGGUAUUCUUUCGACGACUGGACCAGACGUCGCGUGUAUGAUGAAUGACUAGAUAACGC